Sordaria macrospora k-hell is the source of this 6141-nucleotide messenger RNA. RefSeq lists its product as uncharacterized. NCBI's taxonomy places the organism in Eukaryota, Fungi, Ascomycota, Sordariomycetes, Sordariales, Sordariaceae. The record is from RefSeq and is a predicted model, not a curated record. Gene Ontology annotation, cellular component: cytosol.
AUGGCCGCGGUUAACCCCGACCUGCAGGCGAAGCUGGACGAACUACAAAGGGAGCUGGAGGAGGGUGAUAUCACAGAAAAAGGAUAUCAUAAGCGACGGGCACAGCUGCUUGCCCAGUAUGGCGUUUAUGCCCCCGCAGACUCACAACCAACGGGACCCCCAACCGGAGGUCUUCGCCUUCACUCACCCGACGACACAUCCCAUGUCUCCAACGACCGCCAACGCAUGGCCUCGGGUGCCGGUCUGAGCAGCGCCUCGCUCAACUUUCAGCCCUCCCGAGAGUCGGUCGCCUAUUCCGAACAUCGAAACUCCAUGGCCUUUCCUGACCAGCGAGAAUCCAUGGCCUUUCCUGACCACCGGGAAUCCAUGGCCUUUCCUGACCACCGGGAAUCCAUGGCCUUUCCUGACCACCGGGAGUCCAUGGCCUUCUCCGACUACCGCCCCCAGUCUACCUACUCCUUCCAAGAGACUCAUCCGGCCGCUUUGCUCGCACCGGGCGGUCCUAUGGCUGAUCACCGCCCCGCGAUACGACAACAUGACUCCCUCUUCCUCUUUCCUGCCCCCAACGACGCCUCUACAAGGUCGGGAACCAUGGUGUCAGGAGACUAUGCCUUCAAUCCCGAACAACACGGCGACUAUGCCGAGCCACAGCCACCGCAGCAGACCCAAUAUGACGGCAGGACCAAUACCUUGUUGAAUUCACAGGCCUACUUCUCCGAUUUUGCCGGUCAGCAAGCCCACGAGCAGCAACUCCAGGGCGAUUAUGGUGGCCCUCACAGAUACUCCUCCAGCGAUGCCUUUUCGCCCACCGCUGCUGUUGCGCCCCCUAUGCUCACGGCAAACGAUUUCCCACCACCCGGCGCUAUCCAAUUCCAGAAAGCCCUCGAGCCGCGCGAAGUCCCGUUUGCGAUAUACGACCCACACGAUCCCCGCAAGGAAAUGUCUACUUUUGACAAUAUUGCUGUCGUCCUCCGGCACCGAGGCCGUAACCUCCCCAACCGGCGAGCGUACUGGGUGCUGGACGCCAAGGGCAAAGAGAUUGCAUCCAUCACAUGGGAUAAACUUGCCUCGAGAGCCGAGAAGGUGGCCCAAGUGAUUCGCGACAAGAGCUCCCUUUACCGCGGCGAUCGCGUGGCGCUUAUCUACCGGGAUACCGAAAUCAUUGACUUUGCCAUUGCCCUAUUGGGCUGCUUUAUUGCUGGCGUCGUGGCCGUACCCAUCAAUGAGCUCCAGGAUUAUCAAAAGUUGAACCUGAUACUGACAUCAACACAGGCGCAUCUGGCCUUGACCACUGACAAUAACCUCAAAGCGUUCCAGCGUGACAUUACAACCCAAAAGCUCCAUUGGCCAAAGGGCGUUGAGUGGUGGAAGACCAACGAGUUUGGCAGUUAUAGCCAGAAGAAAAAGGACGAAUUGCCCCCUUUGUCGGUUCCAGAUCUGGCCUACAUCGAAUUCUCCCGCGCCCCAACCGGUGAUCUUAGGGGUGUUGUGCUCAGCCACCGUACCAUCAUGCAUCAGAUGGCCUGCCUGAGCGCCAUAGUCACCACCGUGCCCGGCUCCAAGCCCGGCGACACGUUUAACACGACUUUGCGCGAUACAAAUGGCCAUUUAGUGAGUCGCAGUUCCGCCAAAAGCGAAACCUUGCUUUCAUAUCUGGAUCCUCGGCAAGGCGUCGGCAUGAUUUGGGGGGUUCUAUUUGCCGUAUACGGAGGGCACACCACUAUUUGGCUCGAAAACAAGGCGGUCGAGGUACCCGGUCUUUACGCCUACCUAAUCACCAAGUACAGCCCCACCAUGAUGAUCGCCGACUAUCCUGGACUCAAACGAGCAGCCUACGACUACCAGGUCGACCCAAUGGCAACAAGAAACUAUAAAAAGGGCAUGGAGCCCAACUUUUCAUCUGUCAAGCUGUGCCUGAUAGACACAUUGAUUGUCGACGGCGAGUUCAACGAGCUUCUCGCCGACCGUUGGUUCAAACCAUUGCGGAACCCUCGUGCGCGAGAGGUUGUUGCGCCCAUGUUGUGCCUCCCGGAGCACGGAGGCAUGAUCAUCAGUGUCCGGGACUGGGUGGGUGGCGAGGAGAAUAUGAAAUGCCCGCUUAAACUGGAGAUUGAGUCGGAUACGGAAUCGGAGGGUGAAAAACCAAAGGAUCCCGAAGAAGACAAGCCUACCACCUCUAACGGUUACGGAAGUCUUCUGGGCGGAACGACGGUAAACGCGGCGGCAGAACACCGCGCAAAGAACGAACUGAGUGAAGUACUGCUUGACAGAGAAGCAUUGAAAACCAACGAGGUGGUGGUGGUGGCCAUGGGCGCAGAUGUUAGUAAGAAGGCUAGCAGUGAGCCAGGAACGGUUCGCGUCGGCGCAUUCGGCUACCCUAUCCCCGACGCAUCUCUCGCUAUUGUCGACCCGGAGACCGGCCUACUCGCUUCGCCACAUACCGUGGGAGAGAUCUGGGUCGAUUCUCCCUCGUUGUCUGGUGGGUUCUGGGCGCUACCAAAGCACACCGAACAGAUCUUCCAUGCUCGACCUUUCACCUUCGAACCCGGUUCGACGCUUCCAACCCCGACCGAACUGGAGUAUCUUCGAACCGGUCUGUUAGGCACCGUUAUCGAGGGCAAGGUCUUCGUCCUGGGCCUGUACGAGGACCGUAUCCGGCAAAAGGUGGAAUGGGUCGAGCACGGCACCGAGGUGGCCGAGUAUCGUUACUUCUUCGUGCAGCACAUCGUUGUUAGCAUCAUGAAAAACGUACCCAAGAUCUCUGAUUGCUCCGCCUUUGACGUGUUUGUCAACGAGGAACAUCUACCUGUUGUGGUGCUUGAAUCUCAAGCUGCCUCUACAGCUCCAGCUACCAGUGGAGGACCGCCUCGGCAGUUGGACACGGCUCUCCUGGACUCGCUGGCUGAAAGGUGCAUGGAUGUGUUGAUGCAGGAACACCACCUUCGUGUGUACUGUGUCAUGAUCACCGCUCCGAAUGCUCUGCCACGGGUGAUGAAAAAUGGCCGCAAGGAGAUUGGCAACAUGCUCUGCAGGAGGGAGUUCGACCAGGGCAACCUUCCGUGCGUACAUGUCAAGUUUGCCGUUGAGCAUGCUGUGCUGAACUUGCCCAUUGGUGUCGACCCCAUCGGCGGCAUCUGGUCUCCCAUGGCUUCAGAAUCCAGACAACAGGUUCUUGCCCCUGCCGAUAAACAGUACUCGGGCAUCGACCGGAGAGAGGUGGUUAUUGACGAUAGGACGUCGACCCCUCUCAACAACUUCUCCAACAUCACAGACCUGAUUCAAUGGCGAGUAGCAAGGCAGCCAGAAGAGUUGGCGUACUGCACCAUUGAUGGUCGUGGCAAAGAAGGCAAGGGUAUCACCUGGAAGAAGUUCGACACAAAGGUGGCGGCAGUUGCCCAGUACCUGAGGAACAAGGUCAAGAUCCGGGCUGGUGACCAUGUCGUCUUGAUGUACACCCACUCCGAGGAGUUUGUCUUUGCCGUCCACGCCUGCAUCAACCUUGGUGCUAUCAUCAUUCCCGUAGCGCCGAUGGACCAAAACCGUCUAUCCGAAGAUGUCCCUGCCUUCCUCCACCUGGUCGCCGACUACGGCGUCAAGGCUGUCUUGGUGAACCACGAAGUAGACCACUUGCUCAAGGCGAAGCCUGUUGCACAGCACAUCAAGCAGUCGGCUCAGUUCUUGAAGGUCCUGGUUCCGAACGUCUACAAUACCAGCAAGCCACCGAAGCAGAACAGUGGUCUACGUGAUCUAGGCAUCACAGUUGACCCCGCAUGGGUUCAGUCAGGCUAUCCCGUUGUGAUCUGGACGUACUGGACACCCGAUCAGCGACGCCUGGCAGUCCAGCUAAGUCACGACACCAUCUUGGGUAUGUGCAAGGUGCAAAAGGAGACAUGCCAGAUGUCCAGCUCCCGACCUGUCCUAGGCUGCGUGCGUAGUACCACAGGCCUAGGUUUCAUUCACACCUGUCUCAUGGGCAUCUACAUCGGCACUCCCACCUACCUACUCUCGCCCGUCGACUAUGCCCAGAAUCCGGUCUCGCUGUUCCUCAUCCUCUCACGCUACAAGAUCAAAGACACGUACGCCACCCCGCAGAUGCUUGACCACGCCAUGAGCAUGAUCCCCGGCAAGGGCUUCACCUUGCACGAGCUCAAGAACAUGAUGAUCUCCUGCGAAGCGCGCCCUCGCGUUGACCUGUUCACCAGGGUCCGUCUCCAUUUCGACGCUACCGGCCUGGAUCGCACCGCCAUCAAUACAGUCUACUCGCACGUUCUGAACCCCAUGAUCGCUUCCCGGUCGUACAUGUGCGUUGAGCCCAUCGAGCUUCACCUAGAUCCCAAGGCCCUGCGACAAGGUCUCAUUUAUCCGACGGACCCGCUACGGGAUCCCAAGGCUCUGGUCAUCCAAGACAGCGGCAUGGUGCCGGUGUCGACGCAGAUCGCCAUUGUCAACCCGGAGAGCAGGAUGUUAUGUAGCGAUGGCGAGUACGGCGAGAUCUGGGUGGACUCGGAGGCCUGCGUCAAGUCCUUCUAUGGUUCCAAGGACCAGUUCGAUGUGGAGAGAUUCAACGGACGCACGGUCGAGGACCCCAGCAUUCGUUAUGUGAGAACUGGCGAUCUUGGCUUCCUGCAUAACGUUAGCAAGCCCAUUGGGCCAGGCGGUGCGUUGGUGGACAUGCAGGUUUUGUUCGUGCUGGGAAGCAUUGGCGAGACAUUUGAGAUCAACGGGUUGAGUCACUUCCCCAUGGACAUUGAGGCUUCGGUUGAGAGGUGUCAUAGGGUCAUUGUGCCUGGUGGUUGCGCCGUCUUCCAAGCAGGCGGAUUGGUGGUGGUUCUAGUCGAAGUAGCUCGCAAAGCCUACCUCGCUUCCAUCGUCCCAGUCAUCGUCAACGCCAUCCUCAAUGAGCACCAGAUCAUUGCCGACAUCGUCGCUUUUGUCAACAAGGGUGAUUUCCCGCGGUCACGUCUGGGUGAAAAGCAACGCGGUAAGAUUCUCGCUGGCUGGGUGAGUCGCAAGAUGCGCACCAUUGCCCAGUUUGCCAUCAAGGACAUGGACAGCGCCGCUGCCGCCGGUCUCCCAGGCACAUCUGCCAGCGAACAGUCAAGCGGCGGUCACCAUGCCGGCAGCAUGUCGGAUAUACCCGAGAUUGCCCACCGCGCCAGCAUGGCAAGCAGCCACCGCUCCGGCGGGCAACAGCAAUCCCAGGGUGCCGGAUCCAGCAGCUUGCGGAACGUCGAGCCCGCGCCUCAGAUCCUCGAGCAGAGGGAGGCCGAGCAGCAAGCGAAAGUGCUCGAGGACAUGGCCAGCCUCAGCAUCCAAGCUCAACAGCAGUUCCACAACCAACAGCAGCAGCAGCAGCAGCAGCAAAUGCCUGUGGAACUACCCGCCGGUAACGAUGGCAGGCGAGCAUCGCUGGCGUACUCCAACCACAGCGGCCAGUACGGCGGCUACCAAGGCUACGGCGACGCGGACCAGACGCCCACGCGACAACGGGUAACCACCAUGUAUUACCAGCAGCAGCAGCAGCAGCAGCAGCAACAACAACAACAAGCAGCACAGCACGGGUACGAGUUACCGGACUUCGAUCGCUUCGGCGACAGCGAACCGAUUGAGCUCCCGACUUCUAUCUACGAUCAGGGGGGUUAUCAACAACAACAACAACAACAACAACAACAACCGGGCGGCUACGGUAACCAGAGCCAGAGCCAGAGCCAGGGCGGGUAUACCAAUAACCAACAACAGUAUCAAGGUUAUCCGUCCCAGGGUCAACAAUAUCAACAGUAUCAACAACAACAAUUCCCACCCUCACAACCACAACCACAAACCAUCACAAGCGGCAGCGGCGCCCCACAAAUUUACCACCUCCCCGCCGUCGACGGCCGCGAACAACUAACCGAUUGGAACUUGGGUUUCUCCUCCUCCUCCUCGGGCCACGAUAUCAACGACGGAGGCGUGGAAGGCAGAGCGGGACAGAGGGGUAGGUUCAGGGUGGUUAAUGCCGAUCCCAUCACUAGCGAUGAUGACGAUAACAAUGAUGAUGGACCUGGCAGUGGAGAUGAGAGUUGGAAGAGGGAUGCGUUUGCUAGUUUGAAUUUGGCUGGGACGCUUGCUGGUGGUGGUGGGAACGGGGGUGGGGGGAAGUGA